Molecule: messenger RNA, 822 nt
Organism: Homarus americanus (American lobster)
Lineage: Eukaryota; Metazoa; Arthropoda; Malacostraca; Decapoda; Nephropidae
Exons: 3
Coding region: 1-822 (273 amino acids)
Source: RefSeq, a predicted model, not a curated record
AUGGUGUCCACGGAGAACCAGCCUCAGCACACUGCCCACGGAGAACCAGCCUCAGCACACUGCCCACGCCUCAGCACACUGCCCACGGUGAACCAGCCUCAGCACACUGCCCACGGAGAACCAGCCUCAGCACACUGCCCACGGAGAACCAGCCUCAGCACACUGCCCACGGAGAACCAGCCCAGCACACUGCCCAGAACCAGCCUCAGCACACUGCCCACGGUGAACCAGCCCAGCACACUGCCCACGGAGAACCAGCCUCAGCACACUGCCCACGGUGAACCAGCCUCAGCACUGCCCACGGUGAACCAGCCUCAGCACACUGCCCACGGAGAACCAGCCUCAGCACACUGCCCACGCCUCAGCACACUGCCCACGGUGAACCAGCCUCAGCACACUGCCCACGGUGAACCAGCCUCAGCACACUGCCCACGGAGAACCAGCCUCAGCACACUGCCCACGGUGAACCAGCCUCAGCACACUGCCCACGGAGAACCAGCCUCAGCACACUGCCCACGGAGAACCAGCCCCAGCACACUGCCCACGGUGAACCAGCCUCAGCACACUGCCCACGGUCAGCACACUGCCCACGGUGAACCAGCCUCAGCACACUGCCCACGGAGAACCAGCCUCAGCACACUGAACCAGCCUCAGCACACUGCCCACGGAGAACCAGCCUCAGCACACUGCCCACGGAGAACCAGCCUCAGCACACUGCCCACGGUGAACCAACCUCAGCACACUGCCCACGGUGAACCAACCUCAGCACACUGCCCAUUUACAUGUUUAACUUCACACUCCAAAUUUUGGAUGAAGUCUUAG